AUGGCUAGAUCAUCACCAACAGACAAGUUAAAGCUUGUAGAGCGUUUGAGGGGUCUGUCUGAAGUUGUUGCAGUCACAGGUGAUGGGACAAAUGAUGCUCCAGCUUUACAUGAAUCAGAUAUCGGAUUCUCCAUGGGUAUAGCAGGAACAGAGGUUGGGUCUCCACCCCUUACCGUUGUGCAGUUGCUAUGGGUGAAUCUAAUCAUGGACACUUUAGGUGCAUUGGCCCUAGCCACUGAACCACCAAAUGAUGGACUCAUGAAUAGACCACCUGUUAAACGAACCGAAAGUUUUAUUACAAAGACCAUGUGGCAAAAUAUUAUUAGCCAAAGUAUUUACCAAAUGGUUGUCCUUUUCGUCUUUGAAUUUCGCCGGAAAAUCCAUUCUCAAUUUGGACUCAACUGAAAUCCUCAAUACUUUCAUCUUUAACACCUUUGUCUUUUGUCAGGUCUUUAAUGAAGUAAACAGCCAGGACAUUCACAAGUUAAUAUUGUGUAGGUCUUUUAUAAUCAUGGCAUGUUGAGCAGUUGGAUAUUCGUUGGUGUCAUGGUGUCUACUGUUGUUUUUCAAGUUAAUAUUGUGGAGUUCCUUGGCACUUUUGCAAGCAUUGUGCCACUAGACUAGGAACUCUGGGCACUUAGCAUUGCAAUUGAGUUAGGGCUAAUAAUCCUGGUAGGCCUAUUCCUUCUACCAAGGCAAUGCCUAUGAUGGGCAAUUAUGACACGACUUAUUGGUUAUCAUGGCUUAGAUGGGAGGGAAUCAUCACC
This is a messenger RNA of Lactuca virosa, 767 nucleotides long. The record is from the annotation of a GenBank genome assembly. NCBI's taxonomy places the organism in Eukaryota, Viridiplantae, Streptophyta, Magnoliopsida, Asterales, Asteraceae.